This is a messenger RNA of Nematostella vectensis (starlet sea anemone), 2147 nucleotides long. Its product is annotated as antizyme inhibitor 2. The coding region runs from base 325 to 1701 and encodes 458 amino acids. The record is from RefSeq and is a predicted model, not a curated record. NCBI's taxonomy places the organism in Eukaryota, Metazoa, Cnidaria, Anthozoa, Actiniaria, Edwardsiidae. Gene Ontology annotation, cellular component: cytoplasm. Gene Ontology annotation, molecular function: ornithine decarboxylase activity. The transcript has 15 exons.
UUGCGUUCUUUCUCUAGAUUCUGUCGUUCAUCUUGUUUGGCUGAAGUCGACUUCGAUGUUGAAGCGUUCUUUUGCCACCAUUUACUUCAUCAAUUUCAACUUUUUAGCGUCAACAUUUCGCGCUUAAAGGUUAUCGAGGCCUGUUUCUCUGCUAGGGUGGUUGAUAGCCACGCAGCCCUAAAAUUUACAAGGUACCCAGACGCGGACCAACUUCUUAAGAAGAAGAAGUGGGAGUUUUCGUUCAUCAUCGAUUCAGAGCCAAGCUAGCGUUUGCUAAGGGCGAAUUUACCGGAAAGUCUAAAAAACCUUACUGUGAAUCAUUACAUGAUGAAGCAGUCUAUUGGAACGGAUUUGGCUAUUGAGAUUGUGAAAGACGGAUUGUCCCACAGGGACGUGAUCACAGAGAAGAUUGACUCUCUGGGUCGGGAGGAGAAAGAUGACGCCUUCUACAUUGUAGACUUGGCUGAUGUGGUCCUCAAACAUAAGAAGUGGGUUCAGCUUCUACCAAGAGUUGAACCUUUUUAUGCCAUGAAGUGCAACAAUGACCCUGCUGUUCUGAAGUUACUAGCAGGGCUUGGUCUUGGCUUUGACUGUGCCAGUAAGGGUGAGAUCCAAACCAUACUAGGCCUUGGGGUGAGCCCUAAAAAGAUUGUCUAUGCAAACCCAUGCAAGCAGGCUUCUCACAUCAAGUAUGCCUCCCAGCAUGAUGUUGCCAUGACCACCUUUGACAAUGAGAUGGAGUUGCAUAAAAUCAAGAAACUUUACCCCGAUGCUCAACUGAUUCUUCGUAUUCGCACUGAUGACUCCAAGUCCCUGUGCCAGCUUGGUAUCAAGUUUGGAGCCCCCCUGAAGCAGUGCCGUCAUCUGCUCAAGGUAGCUCAGGAUCUUGGGCUCAAUGUGGUUGGUGUUAGUUUCCAUGUUGGAAGUGGGUGCUUUGAUGCCAGUGCAUACGCCACUGCAGUGAUUGCUGCACGCAGCGUUUUCAAUCUAGCUGUCCAGUUUGGCUUCAACUGCACCCUGCUUGACAUUGGUGGUGGUUUCCCUGGAGACCCAAAUGCUGCUAUCACAUUUGAAGAGAUUUGUACCACCAUCAACCCCCUGCUUGAAGAGCACUUCCCUCCCUCCUCUGGCGUCCGCAUCAUUGCCGAGCCUGGUCGCUACUACAGUUCUUCUUCCUUCACUUUGGCCGUCAACGUCUACUCUAGACGUGAGGUGCAAAGCAGCUCUGUCCUGGCUGAAGAUGUCACAGCACCAGAGAACAAUGGCAACCAGGGGUUCAUGUACUAUGUGAAUGAUGGUGUGUAUGGUUCCUUCAACUGCCUCAUCUUUGACCAUGCCACCGUUGAGGCAAUACCAGUGAAGGAGAGCAGUGGUCAGCCACUGUAUCAAACAAGCAUCUGGGGCCCCACCUGUGAUUCCAUGGACUGCAUCACCAAGAAUAUGAUGCUGCCUAAGGUUGAAGUUGGGGAGUGGCUGUUCUUCAAGUACAUGGGUGCCUACACGCAAUCGGCGGCCUCAACCUUCAAUGGUUUCAAAAAACCCACCAAGUUUUACCUGUGCACUGAAGAGCUCUGGCCUGUGUUGAAGCAAGUGAUUGAUCCUUGUCACAUUGAGUACAAGACCUGCCAUGCCAUCUCAGAAGAGUCCAAGUCAUUUUUGCCCUUCACUGAGCCUUUAGCUAUUCUCUCAGCUGCCAUGUAACUACUAGCAGAGAAACAGUGACAUGCCACCAAUAAAACAAUUAACUUUACAUUUGCCAGUUAAUGCCUUAUGACUUACAUAUCUAUAUUUGUAUCUUUGAUCGAUAUAAUGAUUCUUUUGUUUAAAUGAUUAUUUCUGAUAAUUUUAAAUUUGUAUUUCGAAUGAACAAUUAGUGGAACUGACUCGGCUGCAUAUACAGCUAUGAUUUACCAAAUUAUUUGCUGUAUGGGUUGUAUUGCUUUUUGAUAUAUACGCUGUUUACAUCAUUUGUUUUUAGCUUGCAGAAACGGUGACCAUGUUUUGGUGACCAUGUUUUGAAGCUUGCAAAAACAAUGUCCAGAGUUUAUCAUGAAUAUUUUUUGCGCAGUUUGUAUUACAUAAAAACCAACUAAAGGCUUGUUUCUUGUAUAAUGAUGUUUGAUUUAAUAAAACUGGCAAGAAAAAUG